Messenger RNA from Oryzias latipes (Japanese medaka), 3202 nucleotides. Its product is annotated as spartin. Gene Ontology annotation, cellular component: plasma membrane. Gene Ontology annotation, biological process: negative regulation of BMP signaling pathway; cell division. Lineage: Eukaryota; Metazoa; Chordata; Actinopteri; Beloniformes; Adrianichthyidae. The record is from RefSeq and is a predicted model, not a curated record.
UUUAAUGGCAAAUACUUAUCUUAGAAACGCACAGAAAUGCCCCUUUUUAGAAAAUGUGUGCUUGAAAUUUAAUGUGCUAUUAGAUAUUAUGACUUAAACUGUUUUUAUAUUUAUUUUUAUUCCUUUUAAAGGGGCGUGUUCAAAAUAAUGCACUGCACAAACUGAAUCUCAAGAAAGUAAAAAGACUCUUGUUUUUAAGAAGAAUUCUCUAAUUUCAUGUUUUGCAAGUAAAAUAAUUUAAUCAAGAAAUUGUUUUAAUUACAAAGUAUCGGUAAUCUUAGUUUACGAAAACCCCUCAGCGAUUAACAUUUGUUUUCUUAAAAUUCUUGGAAAAAACAUUUCUCGUCCCCCACUAACAUUUUUUUGUACUUAUUUAAAGAAAAGAAAAAAUCGAAUUUUAAGAAUUAUCGUCUCAUUUCAACAGGCCCUGUUUUUGCAAAGUACAUGGGGUUUAUGAACACAAAUUAUGGUUUUAUCUCAAGAUAACAACAAAAACAAUCAUGUUGACUAUUGAAAUUCCAAAACAACUCAUUAAAACUCAUCUUGAGUCUGAUCUCUUAGGUUUUUUUUUUUAUAUCAGACAUGGUUGUGUUUUUUCAUAUACUUGACGUGUUUCGACGGACGUCAGGUAUGCGAAAAAACACAGCUGUGUCUGAAAUAAAAGAAGUUUAGAAAUCAAUCAACAAUACAGACACUAGGAACUUUAUUGAACUCAUCUUAAGUCUGCUUCAAGACAACUAUGAAGAGUAAAGUAAAUAGUUGUCUAACAGGAAACAUAACAAUUGUCGUCUACAGGAAAAAGUCUGAUGAAAUUCCUUGAGCAUUUUCUGGGAACUCUGCAAGAUCAGAAAAUAGAUUAAGAUUCUCCUAUGCCCUCCAAUGACGUAUGUAGUUCUUUAAAUUGUCCUUUUGUGCAGUGUUCAUCUCUCUGUCUGGUUCAUCACCUUUACAGAUGCUGAAGAACCUGACAAAAGACCUGAGGUUCUGGUGUUCUCCAGGAGGAAUAUAUCAAACCUUUUAGUCACAUUGAGAUCCCAUCUGAAGUCAGGUAGCAGCCAUGUCCAGGCUGCUGCAGGAAGGGUUGAAAGGCGUAAUCAACACUGUGAACGACCAAUUUUCUGCCCCUUUUGCCCCCCAGAUGAUGACAGGAAUGCAGAAUUGUUCCCCGGUAAAAAAUGUUCCAGUGUUUAAUACCAACUGUCAACCUUACCAGAACUCCUGCAACAUGUAUCAACCUUACCCUACUACCACCUACAUCCAGGUGCCAGUUCCAAAUGCAGCACCUCCUUAUCCACAUCCUUAUCCUUAUCCAGUUCCAAAUGCAGCACCUCCUUAUCCCUAUCCUCCUCCUGCUUGUCCUCCUCCGUAUUCAUACCCUGUUGUACAAUAUACAUACAAACCUCCUGCACCUGUAGCUGUUUUUGGAACUAAGGCUGUGAGUCCUCCUGCAGUUCAGCCCACAGUACUCGAACCAGUGCCUAAAAGCAGGCAUUGCAGCCAGGCUUGUGUUCCUGCUGCAAAGGCUCCUGGGGCCGGAGAGCAGACCAAAGGAGAAGCAGCAGAAGAGGAAAAUGGAAACGUGCUGCUUUCCAUUUCCUCAGGCGUGCAGCUUUUCAUUGUGGAUGCUAAAGGCCAGGUCAGCUCUCCGUCUUCUCCAGGAUACCUUCGCAUCAUCAUCAUCAGCAAUCAGCAGCAAGACUCCACUGAUACAAACCCUUUGGUUUUGUUAGAUGUGUGUGACCUGUUGUACCCACUGACAAAAGACACUCCGGUGCUGCUGGCGACCUCUGGGAUCUUCAUGUUUCCUGACUCAGAGAUCCCAGAGUCUUUUGUAGGUAUUGUGCUGUCCUCUCAACUGCCUGCUGCUGAGCACGAGUUAUUCAAGGAGCUCCUGUCACAGCUGGCCAACCUCAAGAUCCAGAGCCCAGACGACCAUGGAGAAGAAAGCAUCAACCUGAAUGAAAAAGUUUCCCUCCCCUCCUGUAAUGAGGACCUUAAGGAAAAACCACUGCGUCCCGAAUGGAGCGAGAAGAUGGGCAAUGCAAUUUUGUCAGGAUCCACAAAAUUCAGUAAGGGUUUUGCAAAAAAGGCAAAGUCCACAAGCACGUCCAUUCAUAAACAAGGAGCCAAGAUCCGAGACAACAUUGAACCUGCAAAGACUCCAACAAAGGUCAGUCCCCACAUCACCCAAGGUCUCAAUGCGGCUGAAACAACCUCCCGUGGAGCUUUGGAAGUCAGUCGCUUCUUGGUGGGUGGUAUGAAUGCAGUCUCAGGACAAGCAGGAAAAUUGUUGGCCCCACAAGUCCAAAAGCACGGAGCCAAACUUGUACCUAAGACAAUGAAGGACAGCCGCGAUGGCCGUGCUUCCAAUGCUGAUGGUGCUAAGUUUGUAGCGGUCAACAGUGCAAAAGGUUUCUCUGCUGUUUGGACCAAUUUGAAGACAGGAGCAAAAGAUGUUUGCAAAAGUGUUGCAACUGAGACUGUUGCAACUGUAGAAUACAAGUAUGGUGAAGAUGCAGGACAAGCGACAGACACGGCUCUUAAAACAGUGGGAAAUGCUGGCUUGGCUGCAUACAACUUUGACCGUCUAUCCAUAGGAAGACUAAUGUUAUCUACCGCUAUGAGCACAGCUGAGGAAAUGGUUGACGAAAACGACAGACAGCCGACAGGAAGCUGAAGGAAGGGUGCUCCACAGACAGUAUGCACAUGUGCAAUGGGCCAGGAGAAAGGUGGAGAAGGAGCAACACAACAUCUAUGAAAUGAGAAGAAGCAGAAGCAAAAUGUGGAGCAUCAAGCUGUGGAUGAUGACACAAAAAAGCUCUGUUCUACAAAUGUUUUUAUCAAUGAAAUGAAUGUCUAACAUUAGUUAUCUAAUGGGGCAUCUGUGUCCAUCAAACACUCAGAAUACCAUGCCUGUCAUCUGUUUUGUUAUUUAAGGUUACUCAUUUAACAAGAUUUUUUUAACUGUACUAUGUAAAUUUAGUACCAAUGUAGUAUCCACAGUAUUUCUGAAAAAUUGGUCAAUCAGUUGCUACUCUGGUGGCAAAAAUGAUGCAUCUUGGUGAUGCUUUUGAAAACUUCUCAUGUGUUGCAUCUUUUCAAAGAUGUUAUAAAUGUUUCAUAUUUUACUGUCACUUAUUUGUUCUGCUAGUGAAAAAAUAAAUAAAAGAUCAGCCUUUUUAAAUGUGUAUAUCACAACCAA